GCCCGAAUGCUCUCUCUCUGUUUGGCGUUUUCGCAGUCCACUCCUGAGGAGCUAAUCAAUUCCCCACGUGAUUCGUCUUUUCCCGACGCAAGGAGCGGAGUACGUCCGUACCAAGAGUGAGUGGCAACGGUGCCGACCAAGAUGGAACCGGAAUUGGUGGAUAUUGUCAUUGUGGGGGCCGGACUCAGCGGCAUCAACGCGGCGUACCGGGUGCAGACCCUGCUGCCGCACCACAGCUAUGCCAUCCUCGAGGCCCGGGCCGAGAUCGGGGGGACCUGGGCCUUUUGGAAGUACCCGGGCAUCCGGACCGACAGCUCCAUGGGCUUGUUCGGCUUCCCCUGGCGGCCCUGGCCCCACGAGGUGAGCAUGGCGCCCGGGCCGGCCAUCAAGUCGUACAUGGAGGAGUGCGCGGCUGCCGAGGGCAUCGACAAGAAGAUCCGCCUCGGCCACCGCGUCAUCGCCAUGGCCUGGAGCAGCGACGAGCAGUGCUGGACGCUGCAGGUUGAGGUCCGGCACGGUGACGGUGACGGCGGCGGCGGCGGCAGCAAUAACAGCGGCGCCGGGGAGAAAAAGGUGAUCAAGGCGUGGUGGGUCAUCGGCGCCAGCGGCUACUACAGCUACGAGCGGCCGUUGCCCGCCGUGAUCCCGGGAAUCGAGAGGUUCGGCGGCCAGGUGGUGCACCCGCAGUUCUGGGACGAGAGCGUGGACUACGCGGGCAAGAAGGUGGUCAUAAUCGGGUCCGGCGCGACGGCGGUGACGCUGCUGCCCAACCUGGCCAAGACGGCCGCGAGCGUGACGAUGCUGCAGCGCACUCCUUCGUACGUCUUCGGCCUGCCGGGCGAGGACAAGAUGGUCAGCCGGCUUGCCCGCUUCAUGCCGCUCUCCUGGGCCCAGACUCUCCACUGGUGGCGCUCCAUGCUCCUCGAGACCGUCUUCACCUGGCUGCUCACCACCUUCCCCAACUGGGGCCGCCGCUUCAUCACCCAGGAGAUGCGGAAGCAACUACCGGCCCACGUCGACGUGGACAAGCACUUCAACCCGUGGUACAACCCGUUCGAGCAGCGGCUCUGCUUCUGCCCCAACAACGACUUCUUCAAGGCGCUGCACCGGCCCAACGCCCGCGUCGUCACCGACACCAUCGAGACCGUCACCGAGACGGGCAUCCGGCUGCGGUCCGGCGGCGCCGAGCUCGAGGCCGACAUGAUCGUCACGGCCACGGGCCUCUACUUCGAGCUGCUCUCGGGCGUCGACGUCACCGUCGACGGCGAGUCCGUCACCGCCUCCCUCGGCCGCCGCUACAUCUGGAACGGCACGAUGCUCGAGGGCGUGCCCAACGCGGGGCUCAUCACCGGCUACACCGCCGCCUCCUGGACCCCGGGCGCCGACGUCCGCAUCCGCCAGCUGAUCAAGGUGAUCCGCCACAUGGACCGCACCGGCGCCGCCGCCGCCGCGCCCUACGUCGACCCCCGCGAGCGCGCCUCCCUGCCCGUCCGGCCCGCCGUCGGCCUGAGCUCGACCUACAUGGUCUCGGCCCACGACCGCAUGCCCAAGGUCGCCGGCAAGGCCCCCUGGGUCAACGGGGCCAACUGGGCCACCGACGUGUGGCGCCUGUUCUGGAGCGACGUGAAGCAGGGGAUGAAGUACACCUUUAAAGGAGACAAGGAGAAGCGUGUCUAGGUAGGUAGGUAGGUAGGCGGGCGGCGGCUAAGGGCAGGUACCCUACCCUACCUAUCUAGGUCAUGGAUGAUGAUGAUGGAUGAUGAUGAUUGCGAGUGCAUGCGUGAUCCGAGGCGACACUGUGCCAUGGUAGUUUCGAAACAUCAGGACCUGCCUGGGAUGUAUGUAUACAUAAACGAGGGGCGGACGGAGACCAAAAGAAGAAAAUGUCAACUCCGAAGUCAAGGGACCUUGGGAGCCC
Molecule: messenger RNA, 1918 nt
Organism: Thermothelomyces thermophilus ATCC 42464
Lineage: Eukaryota; Fungi; Ascomycota; Sordariomycetes; Sordariales; Chaetomiaceae
Exons: 1
Coding region: 142-1677 (511 amino acids)
Molecular function (GO): N,N-dimethylaniline monooxygenase activity; flavin adenine dinucleotide binding; NADP binding
Source: RefSeq, a predicted model, not a curated record